UUUAAGGUUGCCGUCAUGCACGCAGCCUGUUGUGUGGCUUCAACAAGAAGCCGUAAGCCUGCGAGGGCUUGUACUCCUGCGAAAACGCAAUACGUUUCGCUAAAGGAGGAGCUCCGUUGCUGCUACCAUUUAAAUGUACACGCAUGCGCACUGCAACUCAAUUGGGACUUAACGUCUUACACAAACCAGUCCUUUCUUUAUUCUGCUCUCUUCUGCUCGCCGGUGUGCGCUUACCUCUCACGUUUGUCAUCCCCCUCCCCCCUUCUUGUCAAUCACCGUUUAGGAAAUGAGUGGGGACCAUUCCCACAACGAGGACCAGGUAACGCUGGCAUCAAUGUUGAGCGGAUUGACUGUGGCUCUCGGGUCAACGACUCCCACAGGCAUAAAUAUAAAGAACACAAACACAAAGACCACAAGAAGGAUAAGGAACGGGACAAACUCAAGCAUGGAAAUGGUGACCACUUGUCUGACAAAAAACAUCGAGACAAAGAUAAGGACAAGUUGAAGCACAAAGAUGGCAGCACAGACAAAUUUAAGGACAAGCACAAGGAGAAGAAGAUGAAAGUCCUUGAUGGUAAAAUCAAAAAAGAAAAAGAGAAUGGGUUUGCCAGCCCACCACAUGUGAAGUGUGAGCCCAACGAUGACCUGUAUCACUCUCCUAAACAUGACAAGUCUCUUAAGAGGGAGCGAGAUGACGAUGAAGAUUAUGAUUUUAAACCCAAAAAAGUAAAGACUGAAAAUGACAAGAAGGACAAGAAAAGGAAACAAAUUGAGGAUGUAAAGCCUAAAAAGACAAAAGAUAAAAAAGGAGACACUGCUGAUGGAAAAAAGAAGGCAAAAAAGGAACCAGAAGAGAAGUGGAAAUGGUGGGAAGAAGAGCGAUACACAGAUGGUGUUAAGUGGAAGUUUCUGGAACACAAAGGACCUGUUUUUGCCCCACCAUAUGAGCCCCUCCCGAGCAAAGUCAAUUUUUACUAUGAUGGUAAGCCAAUGAAGCUCAGUCCAGAGGCAGAAGAGGUAGCCACAUUCUUUGCUAAAAUGCUGGACCAUGAGUACACCACAAAGGACAUCUUUCUUAAAAACUUUUUUAAAGAUUGGCGGAAAGAAAUGACCACAGAGGAAAAGGCUAAGAUUACAGACUUGAAGAAGUGCAACUUUUCUGAGAUGUCUGAAUACUUCAAGGCUCAGUCUGAGGCAAGAAAGGCAAUGUCCAAGGAAGAGAAAUUGAAAAUAAAGGCAGAGAAUGAGCGCCUCUUACAGGAGUACGGCUUCUGCAUCAUGGACAACCACAGGGAACGUAUUGCUAACUUCCGCAUUGAGCCCCCUGGCCUUUUCCGUGGUCGUGGAGACCAUCCUAAAAUGGGCAUGCUGAAACGUCGGAUCAGACCUAAAGACAUUAUCAUCAACUGCAGCAAGGACUCCAAGCCCCCACAGCCUCCUCCGGGAACAAAAUGGAAAGAGGUUCGUCACGAUAACAAAGUGACAUGGCUGGUGUCGUGGACUGAGAACAUCCAAGGUUCUAUCAAGUACAUCAUGUUGAACCCGAGCUCAAGGAUCAAGGGAGAGAAGGACUGGCAAAAGUAUGAAACAGCUCGUAGACUAAAGAAAUGCGUGGACCGCAUCAGGACCCAGUAUCGCGAUGACUGGAAGUCCAAGGAGAUGAGGAUCCGACAGAGGGCUGUAGCGCUUUACUUCAUUGACAAGUUGGCACUAAGAGCAGGUAAUGAGAAAGAGGAAGGAGAGACCGCCGACACGGUGGGCUGUUGCUCCCUUAGGGUGGAACAUCUCAAACUCUACCCAGAGAACGACGGUCAAGAGUAUGUUGUGGAGUUUGACUUUCUGGGUAAAGAUUCCAUCCGAUAUUACAACAAAGUCCCUGUGGAAAAAAGGGUUUUUAAAAAUCUACAGUUGUUUAUGGAGAACAAAGAGCCAGAUGACGACCUGUUUGAUCGCCUGAACACUUCAAUUCUCAACAAGCACCUUCAGGAGCUGAUGGAUGGUCUAACAGCCAAAGUUUUCCGUACAUAUAAUGCAUCGAUCACCUUGCAACAGCAGCUCAAAGAGCUCACAAAUGCGGAUGAGAAUGUUCCAGCCAAGAUCCUAUCCUACAACAGGGCCAACAGAGCUGUGGCCAUCCUGUGUAACCACCAGAGGGCUCCACCUAAGACGUUUGAGAAGUCCAUGCAGAACCUGCAGACUAAGAUUGAAGCUAAAAGGGACCAGCUGUCUGAUGCUAAAAGAGAGCUGAAGAGUGCCAAGGCUGAUGCCAAAGUACGGAGGGAUGAAAAAUCUAAGAAGGCUGUCGAGACGAAAAAGAAGGCCGUCCAGAGGAUAGAAGAGCAGCUGAUGAAGCUGGAAGUGCAGGCGACCGAUCGUGAGGAGAACAAACAAAUUGCGCUCGGCACUUCAAAGCUCAACUAUCUCGACCCUCGCAUCUCUGUGGCUUGGUGUAAGAAGUGGGGUGUUCCUGUUGAGAAGAUCUACAACAAAACCCAGCGUGAGAAGUUUGCCUGGGCCAUUGACAUGGCAGACGAUGACUUUGAAUUUUAAAUUGCAGGUUAUGGUUUUAACUCUACUUUUUAAUCGGAUACUUCUUUUUACUAUACAGAAUUUUUCUUGAUGGACUGACCCGAUAAGGUUUUGGCAGGAAAAAAAGAUGAGGCCACAAUUGAGUGGUAGUUUAAACAUCUGAUCUGCGAUCAGGCAUCCAGCUGAACUGAGCAUCAAGGCAUAGUGCCAGUAGUCGGACUGCCCCCCUCACCCCCUCACCUUUUUCUCCCUGUGACGAUGCCUGAACUUUGAACUCUGUGGUCCUAUUGCUUGUGUAUGAAGCAAAAAAACAAGAAAAUGCUUUUUAUCCAUAUAUCUUCAUUCACUGUUUGUUUUAGCCCCUUCAUGUAUCAUGAAUGAAUCUAUAUUUUGAUAAAGUCAAAUCAAACAAAUUCCUUAAUACCACCCACAGGCCUUUUGAGGACAAUGACAAAUGUGUGCUUGUGUGUGUGUGUGUGUGUGUGUGUGUGUGUGUGUGUGUGUGUGCGCGCGCGCGCGCGCGUGCGUACGUGCGUGCGUAUGUACUGUGUGUAUUAGGGGGCCCGACCUUAAAAGCUGUCUUGUUUAGGGUGAUUAUUUUAAACUGGACUAUUUAAAAUGGUGUUUUGCAUACAGAUGUCUGGGAAGUGGGCAAGCUUUUGGGGGUUGGAGUAACACUGCAACCAUGUCAACAUUUACUUAAGCAAGCAGAAUGUGAAUAUAUGUUUUACAGCCUUUCAAUCAGGGACUUUUUUUUUUUUCAGUGUAAAUGUGAACCAAUCAUUUUGAUCCUGUCACUUGCGAGCCCCCAUCCCCUAAAGCUGCUACUCAGCCCCUAAAGUCUACAUCUGAGUUGAACUUAAUUUGUUCCUAGGAAAAGAAAGAAUCUCCCCUGUUACUUGAAUUCAUUGUAUUUAAGUCUUUAAAAGGAAAGUGUUUCUCAUUGGAGAAGUGUAUGUGUGUGUGCGUGAGGGAUGUCAACUUUGCCAAAAAAUAAUCACCAAUCUGUUACAAUUUUAGGUAGAUAAUUGUGUAAAGAAUGAGGUUAAAGCAAUGUAACAUUUUAAUGUGAAUUCAUUUUAUUCCACUCUUAUGAUAGGAAAGUUGAUGUAAGUAGUUGUAAAGUCAACAUCCUAUUCCCGUUUUACCUUUUGUCCUAGCAUUUGAUCAUGUUAAGUUGUAUGCUCAUUGUAGGUUAAGAAUAUAAAUAAAAACCCUACACACGAAAAA
This is a messenger RNA of Syngnathoides biaculeatus (alligator pipefish), 3759 nucleotides long. RefSeq names its product DNA topoisomerase Ia (gene top1a). Gene Ontology annotation, biological process: DNA topological change; DNA replication; chromosome segregation. The record is from RefSeq and is a predicted model, not a curated record. Gene Ontology annotation, cellular component: nucleolus; chromosome. Bases 16 to 2550 code for a protein of 844 amino acids. Gene Ontology annotation, molecular function: DNA topoisomerase type I (single strand cut, ATP-independent) activity; DNA binding. The transcript has 21 exons. NCBI's taxonomy places the organism in Eukaryota, Metazoa, Chordata, Actinopteri, Syngnathiformes, Syngnathidae.